UGGAUACUAAUGGUUUUGGCAUAUCCACAAAAUGGACUACGGAUUUAAGAUAGAAAGUGUCAGAUAAAGCAUUGCUACUUGUUGCAUCGCUCUGGUAUACUGACCAUUGAACAGUGGAUUUCGUGCUGUUCUUGUGCGAUAGCUCACAGAUAGAUUCACAGUUUCUCACGCUGAUGUGUCCUUUCAGACGACUUUUCCCACUUGGUCAUUUUUAUUGAAUCAUAAAUGAAAACCUAUUGUGGACUGUAAAAACUUGACACCAGGCUAGAACCUUUUGCUGAAUGGAGACCAAUAGCUGCACUGGCAGUGUAGCCUCCGCAAAGUGCCACUAAAAGGAGUUAUUUAAGUAUUUGUUGUGUAGUUCUGUGGAUAGCAUGAAACUGACAAUGGCGACUGUUGUUUUGCCUUUUGGGCCAUAGAGGACUUGUGGGGAACAUUAGGAAGACUUAAGGGUGUGAGGAUGGAUGACCGGCGUGUGGCUGACUACUUUGUGGUUGCUGGGCUACCAGAGAACCCGCAGCCCCUAGAGGAGUUCUCAAAUGAGGCUGCCAUAAAGUCAACGUACAAGCAGGACCCUAUCACAGAUAUCACAGUGAUAAACAAGUCACUGGGGGACAAGGUGCCUAACGGGUAUGUGUGCCUGGAGAAGACACCAUCAGAGUACCCUGCAGAUCUGAACCAUGGAAGCAUACUGCAGCAUGAGAUGUACAUUUGCUACAGACGCAGCCGGGAUAAACCACCGCUGACAGAUGUUGGAGUACUGUAUGAGAGCAAGGAGCGUCUGAUGGGAGGCUGUGAGGUUAUCCUCCAAACAUACUACGGCUCCCCCGCCAACGUGAACAACAGCAGCAACCAGCACACCUACAUCACAUACCGUCGCGCCCCUGAGAACGCCCCCAGUGACAUGCUAGCCGUUGUAGACCUCUGUGUCAUACUGGAAAACAAGGGAGAGGGACCGCCGCACUCCUACUGUCAGAUACACAAGAACCUCAACAGGUCGAUGGUGGGUUCAAGUGUUUAUCUCUGCUACAAGAAAGCCAUGACCAAGACAGAUAUUCUAGCAUACAAGCCAGCGGUGCUGGACCGAUACCCCCGUGAGGACUAUGAAGACUUCCCCCUGCCCGAGUCGGUAGCCAUGUUCUGUCUGCCCAUGGGGGCCACUGUGGAGUGCUGGUCAGCCAAGUCUCAGCACCCCCUGCCAGUCUACUCAACUUUCGUGCUGACAGGCAUCGGCUGGAAUAAGGUGUAUGGUGCAGCCAUCACUUUCUACGAGGAGUACCCGGAAGACAAGCUGUCCGACUUCCAGAUGCGCAACCUCGGGGUCAAGAACAAGAACAUUCGGGAGCAGUACCGCAUCAGGAAGACUGUGCACUCCAACAAGUCCAUCUGCUUGCUGUCUCACUGGCCGUUCUUCGACCCCUUCCGCAAGCUGCUGUCUUACCUGCACAGGGUCUCCAUCACUAGCUCUCAUAUCGUGCCUAUUGAACGGCACAUCUCCCACUUCAUGUACGAUGUUCCCUACCCCUCGCCCCAGCGACCACGUAUCCUUGUGCAGCUCAAUCAGGACUCUAUAUGCCUCUCCAUGCCAGAAGACUCGCCCCUUCCUCAGACUGGAGCCUCGUUCCUGCUGAUGUUAAAGGACCUGGGCCCUGAGAACUGCAUGACCAUCCUGCUGUAUGUGCUCCAUGAACACAAGAUCCUCAUCCACUCCCUCCGGCCUGCCGUGCUCACCAGCGUAGCUGAGGCCGUAUCUACGCUGAUAUUCCCCCUGCAGUGGCAGUGCCCCUAUAUUCCACUGUGUCCCCUGGGACUGUCAGAUCUGCUCCAAUCACCAACACCAUACAUCAUAGGUUUGGACUCCCGCUACUUUGACUUGUUUGACCCGCCUCCAGACGUGAUCUGUGUUGACUUGGACACCAUCAACAUAUGGCCGAGUUUACGUGGGAUAUCUAAUAAGCCUGAUGACAAGAAGAACAUUUCUUACAAGUUGUUGCCCAAGAAGCCUGCGAAGGUGUUACAGGAGUCCCUGCACAAGCUGUAUGACAAACUGUCCACAGUGAAAUGGUCGGGACAUGACGAGAGCACAGUAGACAUGGGUCCCAUGGAUCUGGACUUCAAACGCAAACAUAGAGAGAUGGUGUUAGAUAUGCAAAUCCAGGAGGCGUUUCUACGGUUCAUGGCCUGCAUCAUGAAGGGCUACAAGCAAUACCUGAAGCCCAUUGAGAACGCCCCUGACAUUGACACCACCAACGCUGCCUCACUCUUUGAUAUGCAAGGUUUUCUUAAGAGUCGAGAUAAAGCCAACCACAAGUUUAUGCAGACUCUGCUGAGGACACAGCUUUUCAACCGGUUUAUUGAGGAGCGCUCUUUUGUGUCAGACAAAGAUGACAGCCUGGCAUUCUUUGAUGAAUGCUGUGAAAAGGUUGUGGAGACUUCAGAGGAACCCAGGCUGAUAGAUCUUGACGACUCACAGAAAAGUGAGCGCACAAUGUUCAUUUUACCACCGGAGCCUGUUGGCCUGCCUGAGGGAGUUAGAUACAGCUACAACGGAUUCCCAGUGCUACAGCCAAGUCUGUUCUUGGAGAAGAAUAAGCCUGCGCGGUCAGCCUCACAGGCUCGAUCCCAGGCAGGUCCCAACAGCCCCGUGGCGCGCCGAACCAAACAGGAAGUUAAGACAGCACAAAAAGCAGCACAGCAGGCGUAUACUGCCACCUCCAACCCGACAAUGUGGGCCAAGUGUCUCCUGGGACAUGCCUAUAGCCUGUGGUACAUGACUCUGCCUGCCUACAUCAAGUCUGGCCAGUCAGUCACCAAAGCCCUUAAACUGGGCCACGAGGUCAUGAGGGUCAUGCAGAAACACCAGCUCAAACCUCCUGAUGAGCUGUGUUUUCGUGUGAUGCUCCAACUGUGUGGCCAGUACAACAAGCCUGAACUGGCUGUGAAGGUCUACUCCACCAUGAAGCGCGCUGGCAUCCAACCAAACGCCAUCACAUAUGGAUAUUACAACAAGGCGGUGCUGGAAGGUAUAUGGCCCACAGCCUUCAACCAGGGUCGUGUCCUGUGGCGCAAACUUCGCAACGUUGUUCUGGGAGUGGCCAAGUUCAAACGUACCGUCCGUCGUCGCAGUGUAUCCACAUUCUCCAGCAGUGAGUCAGACCAGAUCUCUCGCACAAGCUAUGACAGUUUUCUUGAGGACGAUCGUGUGGACGCGCGUCACGAGCCCAUCAUGAAGUCAGAGGGUCAUGUUGAGGUGCCGAUGUUUGAUGUCCCCAGGAAGACCAGCAAUAUCCCAGAGGAAGUGGAGAGAGCUGCGUCGGACAGGGGCUAUAACUCCAUGACUCUGGAAGAAGCCAAGACUUUCUCUGAAAUAAUCGACACCGAACAUAGGGAGUCCAAAGAUAAGGAGUCCAAGUUCCGCAGGGAUCUGAAAAAUGUGCUUAGUUUCAGUUUUAGGCGAAAGAAUAAAAAGAGUGAGUCCGAAAUACUGGAGGAGUCUAAAGCGGACCUGGACGAUGUCUCAGAAAAGGGUUCUGCAGCAGAGAAGUUCCAGUUACCAGCCCACAGCAUUGUGAGACAGUCCUCCAUUCCUGGAAACACCACCUCCCCGGACAUGUACUAUGGUUCAGAGGCAGGUCUGCUGAUGGUGAGUGAGAAGAUGUUGUCUGGUUCCCUCCCCAAGAGCGUGGUACCAACCAUUGGACAUGUGGGCAUCAACCAAGGCGACGAAAAACUAAGGAAACGUCACAGCAGUGCUGGAGACCAUCAUUAUUUGAAAACAAGGUCAAACAGCUUGCUACCCCACUGGAAGAUCAGGCAUCCCAGUAGUGAGGAGAACAGGGUUAAGGGAAAUGACCUUGCUAGUCUUGUAAGUUCUGGGGGUAAGGAAAUGUUGUCAAAGACUAUUGAUAGCAAUGUUGGCGUGAUGACCAGCGAAAUGCAAGAAUUGUCGGAGGAAAUAAAAGAUAGUGGUGUUGGACUGGAUGAUAAUGAGGUGAUAAGUGAGGGGAAUGAAGAGGGGGCUGAACUUGAGAAGGGAAGUGACGAGUGUGAUAAGAUAAGUGUCAAAAAUGUGUCCAGUGAGGAUUCUGGUAUUUCGGAUAGUGCAUUGACAGGUUAUGCCACUGAACAAAGGUUGGAGGGUAUUGCUGAGAUGAAAAGUCGGUCAGACAGCCUGAAGUCUGCCACAUCUAGUCCUUUACAUUCCAUUGUGACGCCUGUGACUGAAAAUGAUCCUCUUGGAUUAUUUGUUGAACCAGUAGCAGUUCCAAAGCUUGACACAAAAAGUAGUUCUUCAAAACAAAGUUCGCCUGUAAAGGAUCGGAAAGAUUUUGUUCUGAAGAAACCUUUCCAAGAUAGUUCAGACUUGGGUGGGUGCAAUACAUGUACCUUUCAUACAGGUGGAAUCACGGUCAGGGUAGACCAAUCAGAACCUAGCAAACUGCUUACCCCAGUAGACUCCAUAAAGCAGACUGUUUUUAAAAUAGAAAGGACUAAUAGUUUUCCUGGAAACUUAGGACAACCAAGUGUUCAAAGAGCAGAAAACAAUGGUGUCAAAUCUGAAGUCUCAUCCCUUGGACGGUCUAUAACAUCAUUGAACGAACCCAAAAGAGAUCAGUUGUCUGGCACCCUGAAAACCGCUGGGUUAUUCAGAAACAGGAGUUUUAGAAGCCAUAAGGACAAUAUCAGUGGAAUGCUCAAGUUUGCUACUGGUGCUGUGGCCAACAAACUCUCUGAGAUCAAGUGGCUCACACCUACCAAACUGGGCUCCAAUAACUCUCUGACUCCGUCGCAUGAUGAGGAUUCAGAGGAUGAAUAUAAUCGUGGGAAAGCACGCAAGAAAGGCAGCUUAGAUUUCCUGAAUCGCAGUAAUGAUCAACUAGAUUCAUCAAGCAUCAAUGGUGUUCAUGAGAGUGCUCCAAGUGGCCCAUCAUUCAUGGAGCGUAUGGACAGGGAGUGUGAGGCGGAGUGUGACAGCGUGUUGGCACUGCAGCCAGACUGUGAGCAGCAGGAGGUGGUGGUGGAGGCUGAGAUGAGUAGCUGCUGUCGGUGCACGCGCUGUCACUGCCUGCUGUAUGAUGAGGAGAUCAUGGCCGGAUGGAACGCAGAUGACUCCAACCUCAAUACAGCGUGUGUUUUCUGCAACCAAAAGAUAGUGCCUCAUUUGCUUAUUUACAUCAAGGACCACAGGAAACGAAAAGAAGCCAAGAUUGCAGAAGAGGAGAAAAUAAAUGAUGAGCUACUGAUAGACUUUCAUGAGAAGAAUCCAUCACAUACCUCGUACGGCAAGGAUGCAAACCUCUGUCCAAGGGAGGACACAAACCAACACUUCAUGUUUCCAGACGAUGAGGGAACCGGCGACGACCCAUGGGUACGCCACCCCAGCGCUGAGCCUUCCCGUGCCACACAGCCCCCCCCUGAUGAUACAAGCCCAGAGAGCCCAGAACACGGGCCAACACUGUCCCAGAUGGGCCGCAUGGGUCACCGGCGCACGACCAGCGAGUGCCUCACCAGUGCUACUAACUAUAGCUGCUCUAUGGACUCCCUGGAGAACUGUGGAGGGGAUGGCAGGAACAUUCGCUCCCCGCUCAGUAUAUCCAUGGGAAGCGAUGAUGCAGAGGGACACACUGUUCUUACACCAGAGCGAAGGAGGGCUAUGUUUGAGGGAGCCCUGUCCUCCAUGGAGCCUGUGUCUGUGCCCUACCUGAGUCCAAUAGUGCUGAGGAAGAGUCUUGAGAGCAUUAUAGAGAGUGAGGGCAACACUGUGCUGUCCAGAGACACCUUCCUUGACGACCACCCCAUCAUCUACUGGAACUUGCUUUGGUACUGCAAGCGUAUCGGUGUAUCCAAUCAUCUGCCUGGCUUCCUACUGACCGCUAAGGCGUACAACCCAAGGCUUGGGGCUGACGAUUCCGGCGUGUUCGGGCCAGAUAAUGUGAGCGUGCGGGCCAUGUGGGACAACCUGCGUAUCCACCAGGAGGUGGGCAUGCCCAUGCACCUGGCAUGGCGUAACUGUGACAGCUCCACUACUGUAGACGCUCUUCUCACUGACUCGCAGCCCUUCAAUAGGCAAGUGAUGCACCAGAUCAUCUCCAAGAUCCAGUGCAAUGACGUACUCAGCCCGAUCAAGAUGGUGAUGAAUGGUCGGCGCCGACUGCGUACACGCAGGAAACGGUUCCGGAGCAUGUACCGAGACAUCAUGUAUCUGGCACUGGAGGCGUGUGGCAGGGAUAACAUAGAUAUCGCUGCAUUUGACCGUGAAUACAAGAUGGCCUUCUCAAGGCUGGCUCAGAAUGAGGUGAAACGUGUACAAAGAGAUGACAAGCCUCGUUCCCCGCUAGUACAAGCUUGCAGAGCUGCAUUCCAAGAAUUGAACAUGUAGACUGCUGUGACAAGUCACGCUUGCAAAGCUGCCUUCCAAGAAUUGGACAUGUAGACCGUGCUGUGACAAGUCACGCUUGCAGAGCCGCCUUCCAACAAUUAGACAUGUAGACUGUGCUGUGACAAGUCAUGCUUGCAGAGCCGCCUUCCAAGAAUUGGACAUGUAGACCGUGCUGUGACAAGUCACGCUGCCUGCUAAUACAAGCUUGCAGAGCUGCCUCUCAAGAAUUGGACAUGUAGACCGUGCUGUGACAAGUCACGCUGCCCGCUAAUACAAGCUUGCAGAGCUGCCUUCCAAGAACUGGACAUGUAGACCGUGCUGUGACAAGUCACGCUGCCUGCUAAUACAAGCUUGCAGAGCUGCCUUCCAAGAAUUGGACAUGUAGACCGUGCUGUGACAAGUCACGCUGCCCGCUAAUUCAAGCUUGCAGAGCUGCCUUUCAAGAAUUGGACAUGUAGACAGUGCUGUGACAAGUCAAGCUGCCCACUAAUACAAGCUUGCAGAAAUGCCUUCCAAGAAUUGGACAUGUAGACCGUGCUGUGACAAGUCACACUGCCCGCUAAUACAAGCUUGCAGAGCUGCCUUCCAAGAACUGGACAUGUAGACCGUGCUGUGACAAGUCACGCUGCCCGCUAAUACAAGCUUGCAGAGCUGCCUUCCAAGAAUUGGACAUGUAGACAGUGCUGUGACAAGUCACGCUGCCCGCUAAUACAAGCUUGCAGAGCUGCCUUCCAAGAAUUGGACAUGUAGACCGUGCUGUGACAAGUCACGCUGCCCGCUAAUACAAGCUUGCAGAGCUGCCUUUCAAGAAUUGGACAUGUAGACAGUGCUGUGACAAGUCACGCUGCCCGCUAAUACAAGCUUGCAGAGCUGCCUUCCAAGAAUUGGACAUGUAGACCGUGCUGUGACAAGUCACGCUGCCCGCUAAUACAAGCUUGCAGAGCUGCCUUCCAAGAAUUGGACAUGUAGACAGUGCUGUGACAAGUCACGCUGCCUGCUAAUACAAGCUUGCAGAGCUGCCUUCCAAGAAUUGGACAUGUAGACAGUGCUGUGACAAGUCAAGCUGCCCACUAAUACAAGCUUGCAGAGCUGCCUUCCAAGAAUUGGACAUGUAGACAGUGCUGUGACAAGUCACGCUGCCCGCUAAUACAAGCUUGCAGAGCUGCCUUCCAAGAAUUGGACAUGUAGACAGUGCUGUGACAAGUCACGCUGCCCGCUAAUACAAGCUUGCAGAGCUGCCUUCCAAGAAUUGGACAUGUAGACCGUGCUGUGGCAAGUCACGCUGCCCGCUAAUACAAGCUUGCAGAGCUGCACAGGUUAAUCAGGGAUGACUCUUUUCUGUCUUGACUGGAUUUUUUAAUUUAAGCGAACGUGUAAGGUUAAGUCACUGGUCACCAGUCUGGGAGCUUGCUGUAUAUGGAUGCAACCAGGGAUCACAUUUUCUACAUACUAUUUCAGUCAUUUUGCUGAGUGCAUUGUGUUGUUAUUUAUUUUACACUGGUUUCGACUAAACUUUAAAGGCCUACCUGUUUUGUUAUGCAGACCUGCUGCAUGCAGAUAAUGCUUUUUUUCUUGCUGUCAUGUUGAAAUGUUGUAUUAUACACCCGCAAAGAAGUUUCAGAGGGGUUGAUUGAACUUGCAUAGUCAGUUGGUCGGUUGGUUAAUCCAAAUAAAAUGUUACAAGUUUUUUGGGGGGUGGUGGUUGGGGGAGACUUGUUAUACAUGUCUCAACCAAUUAAAUUGAAACUUCAAUUAUGUCAUCACCAUGAAGUGAGGGUAUUAACAUGAUAUAUUUGUGUCAAAGCUCUCAUUUAUGUUAUUAAAUGAUAUCUGUUCAAUAAAAUGAAGUAACCAUAAGCAGGCCAGCAAAUGGUCACAUUUUUUGAAGCAUUGACAUUCCAUGUAACAUAUUAUGAAAUAAUGUGCCACAAUACCAUAGAGAAUGAAUUUCAAGUAUUGUUAGAGAUUUUAAAUAAAAUGUUCACAAAUUAUUUGUGUUGUAUAACAUGUGCAUCAUUAACCUGUUUUGCUGUGAUAUUGAAAUAAUGAUGUUCAAAACUAAAUCUCCAGUGUUUGUGUUUGUUCAUCAAUCAUGUAUUAUAUUGUUCUUUUAUUUCUGUUGCAGUAUAUUUCAAUAGAACUUAACCAAUUUAUGUGUUCAUGCAAAAUAUGGGCAUAGACUUGUAUAUUAAAAAAUACUCUUGUUAGCUCAUCUAUUUUUUGAAAAAAAAUUAUGAGCUAUUGUCAUCACCUUGGCGUCGGCGUUGGCGUUGGCGUUGGCGUUGGCGUUGGCGUUGGCGUCGGCGUCCGGUUAAGUUUUGCGUUUAGGUCCACUUUUCUCAGAAAGUAUCAAUGCUAUUGCAUUCAAACUUGGUACACUUACUUACUAUCAUGAGGGGACUAGGCAGGCAAAGUUAGAUAACUCUGGCGUGCAUUUUGACAGAAUUAUGUGCCCUUUUUGUACUUAAAAAAUUGCAAAUUUUGGUUAAGUUUUGCGUUUAGUUCCACUUUUCUCAGUAAGUAUCAAUGCUAUUGCAUUCAAACUUGGUACACUUACUUACUAUCAUGAGGGGACUGGGCAGGCAAAGUUAGAUAACUCUGGCAUGCAUUUUGACAGAAUUAUGUGCCCUUUUUAUACUUAGAAAAUUGACAAUUUUGGUUAAGUUUUGUGUUUAGGUCCAUUUUAUUCCUUAAGCAUCAAAGCUAUUGCUUUCAUACUUGCAACACUUACUAACUAUCAUAAGGGGACUGUGCAGGCAAAGUAAUGUAACUCUGACUGGCAUUUUGACAGAAUUAUGUGCCCUUUUUAUACUUAGAAAAUUGAAAAUUUGAUUAAGUUUUGUGUUUAGGUCCACUUUAUUCCUACAGUAUCAAAGCUAUUGCUUUCAUACUUGCAAGAUUUAUGAACUAUCAUAAGGGGACGGUGCAGGCAAAGUUAUGUAACUCUGACUGGCAUUUGGACGGAAUUAUGGGCCCUUUAUACUUAGAAAAUUGAAAAUUUGGUUAAGAUUUAUGUUUUGGUCACUUUACCCCUAAAGUAUCAUAGAUAUUGCUUUCAUACUUGGAACACUCACAAACUAUCAUAAGGGUACAGUAAAAGGACAAGUUGCAUAACUCUGGUUGUCAUUGUUACGGAAUUAUGGCCCUUUUUUGACUUAGUAACUUUUAAUAUAUGGUUAAAUUUUGUGUUUCGAUCCACUCGAAGUAUCAAGGCUAUUGCUUUCAAACUUCAAAUACUUACAUGCUAUCAUGAGGUUACUGUACCUGGCAACUUGAAUUUUACUUUGACCUUUGAAUGACCUUGACUCUCAAGGUCAAAUUAUUAAAUUUUGCUAAAAUUGCCAUAACUUCUUUAUUUAUGAUUAGAUUUGAUUGAUACUUUGAUGAAA
Messenger RNA from Dreissena polymorpha, 9768 nucleotides. Its product is annotated as DENN domain-containing protein Crag-like. The transcript has 32 exons. Gene Ontology annotation, biological process: regulation of Rab protein signal transduction. NCBI's taxonomy places the organism in Eukaryota, Metazoa, Mollusca, Bivalvia, Myida, Dreissenidae. The record is from RefSeq and is a predicted model, not a curated record. Gene Ontology annotation, molecular function: protein binding. Gene Ontology annotation, cellular component: cytoplasmic vesicle. The coding region runs from base 461 to 6379 and encodes 1972 amino acids.